Molecule: messenger RNA, 1397 nt
Organism: Nezara viridula (southern green stink bug)
Lineage: Eukaryota; Metazoa; Arthropoda; Insecta; Hemiptera; Pentatomidae
Source: the annotation of a GenBank genome assembly
ACGUGGUUUUGCGGUUAUAGUUUUGAAAAUCGUAAUUUUGACGUAAAUAAAGCUUGUAAUUAUUGAAAUUUUCCUGCGGUUCAUUUAAUUUUUUAUAAAUAAUUUAAAAAAUUACACAAAUCAUUUUUGUAAUGCAGAUUUGAUUAAAAUGUUGAUAAAAUUAAAUCUCUAGGAAUUCCAAGGUAAAAUUUAAUAAUUCUCAAGAAAUGACACUUACAUCUGGCUCAGAAUCUUCAGAUGUCAUAGAAAAUAUAUAUCCAGUGGUCGCUGACAGUCCGAGGUCUCCUGAAAAACAAGUCAAAAAGCCUCAUCAUUGCGACUUUGCUGGAUGUAAAGCACAAUUUUCUCGCCCUUGGAGGCUUCAGGCACACAAAGCUGUACAUUUGGGCAAAAGACCCUUUCCAUGUGACUUUGAAAAUUGUGAUAAGUCAUACACCUCAAAUUAUCACUUGAGAAGGCACAAAGUAACUUCUCAUAAAAUAAAAAAUAUUAUCUCCGUAUUGAUUAAAUGUCGCCAUCCAGGUUGCCCGAAAGAAUUUAAAACAUCUCAGUUUGAAAAGAAGCAUUUUACAAGAACACAUGAAGAAAAAACUUGUAAAAUUUGUGGUGUAAGCUUUUUUAAACGUAACCAACUAAGGAAACACCUUUUCGUACACUCAAUAGAUCAUCCAUAUUUUUGUAAUGAGUGCAAUACAGGAUUCGAUCAUCUAUUCUUAUUAAAACGCCAUCAAAGAGGACAUGCAUUACAUCUUUGCCCUGUAAAAACAUGUAUCGAAACAUUUAAAAACUGGUCGAGUCUAAGAAAGCAUUUGAAAUUACAUCCUUAUGAUUAUGUUUGUGGAUAUUGUAAGAAAGGUUACCGAAACAAAAAGUUUUUGAAGGCACAUGUCAUUCGACAUAUGAACAAAACAUUAAGGAAGCAGUCAGAACUGAAGAAGUUUUCAUGCAAUCUCUGCCAGGCUACUCUUCUGGGCAAAGCUUCACUUAGACGACACAUAAGGAAAUUACAUGAAAACCCACCAGAUAUUAAAAAAGUUCCCUCAAGUUCUAAUAAGCCAAGAGCACCCCGAAAGGAUAAGGGUAUUCCCAAAAAAUCCUUCGCAAGUGUUCUAUCAACAUUAAUAGUGCCAAAGAUAAUUGAUGACAAACUAAUUAAAGGAGAACCCACAGAAGAAGUUGUAAGGAUUUUAAAUGAAGCUGAAAUGUGAUUAGAAUGAAGGAUAAAUUUGUUUUCUUUCAACUUCAAUUUUUUGUCUCAUAUUCUGUUUACUAUUGAAUUUUUUAUUAUUAUUAUAAUGUUGUAUAUUUCAGUAUUUCUUAUAUUAUUUUAAUUGUUUUUAAUAUAAGAUUGAUAUUUAAUUUUCUUAUGUUUAAAAAUAAAAUUGUUAUAAUUUUUA